AUGUCUGAUCAACAGAUUUCUCUGUUAUUGGAUUGGAAGGGUUCAAGUCUUGAGCUCUCGGUGGUUCAUGCUAAAUGCUUGAGAGCUGAGCACAGAUUUCUAUGGACGGACUUGGUGGCAGGUAUGUCAAGUAAUCCAAGAAUGAUCAUUGGUGACUUCAAUGCAGUCCUAGUUGAUCAUGAAAGGUGGGGAUCAGGUAGAUUCUGCUUAGGGGCGACAACUGAAUUCAGAGCUAUGGUUGAUGCUACUUCAAUGAUUCAGGCUCCGUCCACUGGUAGGAAAUUCACCUGGCCAAAUAACAGAAGAAGAGGGAACGUAUUGGCUGUCCUAGAUAGGACUUUUCUAAAUGAAGCUUGGAUGGAGUUAUUUGAUAACUAUUCACAGCAUAUCCUCCAGCUAUUUGCCUCUGACCAUGCGCCUUUGCUUGUAUGUUCGGGCAUGACCACAAAAUCUCAGAACCGACCCUUCCGCAUCAAUAAAUUUUGGAUGGAGCAUCCUAAUUUUUUUGAUAUGGUUUGUAAUUCUUGGAGGCCUAGUGUAACUGGAUCAGACACUUUUAUUCUAGGCCAGAAGCUCAAAAGAUUAAAAAUUGUUAUGAAAUUGUGGUCGCGAGAGACCUUCCCUCACCUAGACCAUGAGGUUUCCAUUUCUCAAUCUCAACUAGAUCAAAUUCAGAAAAGAAUUGAGGAAGAGGGGCAUUCUGAGGAGUUAUUUGAUCUUGAGGCUGACGUCAAAACAAGAUUCUUAAAAGCCUCUAAAUACCAGGAGAAGCUGCGCCAACAAAAAUCCAGAAUAAGAUGGCUUCGAGAUGGUGAUAAAUGCUUGAGAUUUUUUCAUGUCAUGGCCAAAGUGAAAAGGGCUAAGAAUUACAUUUCUAGCAUUGUUAAAGAAGAUGGUGAGACUAUUUCUGAUCAAGGUCUUCUGGGGACCAUAUUGCUCAGUUCUAUGAAGACUUUCAUAGAUGCGUGGACCUAG
Molecule: messenger RNA, 975 nt
Organism: Macadamia integrifolia
Lineage: Eukaryota; Viridiplantae; Streptophyta; Magnoliopsida; Proteales; Proteaceae
Exons: 1
Coding region: 1-975 (324 amino acids)
Source: RefSeq, a predicted model, not a curated record